Messenger RNA from Vitrella brassicaformis, 874 nucleotides. Lineage: Eukaryota; Vitrellaceae. The record is from the annotation of a GenBank genome assembly.
AUUGUAUGUGUGUCAGACGAACCCCAUCCGUCCAUCCAUCCAUCCAUUCACGCAUCCUCGUGUGGCUCAUCUAAAGCCAAACGCAUCACGUACUUUACUAGUGGCAUUUUUUUCGACUGCCUUUCCCAGGGCUUUUCCCCGACGCCCGACCAUCGACGCAGCCUCGCCGAAACCUCUUCCGAUUCUAGGGCCGUGCUCACGGCCAAUCUGUUCCCCCUUGUUCGCCCCUGCCCAGCUGCCAGUAGCAGCCAUUCCGACGGCCGCCCCGGCUGCGCUUCCAUACCUCUCGCCCAGGCGUUCGCCCUCAUCGCCCAAAUCGUGGCCAUGCUUAUUGCCAGUUCCAAUGGUAUGCCUGGUGUGGUAGUAGUCGUCUACGAUCUCAUGGGCAGGGGGAGUAUUCUCUGCGACAUUCUUGAUUGUCUCGGCCGCAUCGACUAGGUCACCGAAAUCCUCAACCUCGGGCACCGCGAUGCCGAAUGGACCGAGUCGACGCAGUCCCGGCUGUUUGAAGUCUUCAUCCGCCUUAACGGAAACGCCAGACCUGCAGCAGGCAAGACAGACAGACAGACAGACAGGUGUGUGGUGCGCUGCUGUGUCGUGUGGGUGUUCGGGCUCGUGUGUGUGUUUCCUUCUCUUACUUGUCCUGUAUGGCCUUGUCACGCAGAGAGCGGAGUCCAUUGGGCGCAGCCUUGACACUGUCAGCGGGGCUUCCAGCCACCACCACGGCGAUAGCCAGCAGGGCGACAGUCGACAUCAUGACGAAGCGAACCAUCACGGACGAUGAACGAGUCAAGGGACGAUAGAUAGAUGCAAGCCACGGGGCGGGAGCGCUGGACGGAUAGAAGGGAUUUGAGAAGACCGAAGGGAUCUGAAG